This is a messenger RNA of Alligator sinensis (Chinese alligator), 420 nucleotides long. RefSeq names its product interleukin 4 (gene IL4). NCBI's taxonomy places the organism in Eukaryota, Metazoa, Chordata, Crocodylia, Alligatoridae. The transcript has 4 exons. The record is from RefSeq and is a predicted model, not a curated record. Gene Ontology annotation, molecular function: growth factor activity; interleukin-4 receptor binding; cytokine activity. Bases 1 to 420 code for a protein of 139 amino acids. Gene Ontology annotation, biological process: T-helper 2 cell differentiation; positive regulation of defense response to virus by host; negative regulation of acute inflammatory response. Gene Ontology annotation, cellular component: extracellular region.
AUGGGUGUUCGGUUCCCUGUUAUAGUAACUUGCUUCUGUUUGCUAGCUUGCAACCCUCUUGAAGCCAGACAUCAGUCCCGUAUCUGCUGGUACAAAGUUUUACAAGAGAUCAUCAGGAGCCUGAAUUUCCUCAAAGAGCAGAAGGUUUCCUGUAAGCAGAUGAACGUGUCAGAUAUUUUUGAAGACCCAAAGGAGAACAACCAGUCGGAAAUGUUAUGUAAAGCUGCAGCUGUUCUUACAAAAGCCCAGUGCUUCUGUCAGGAGUGCCGUCAUUUGAAAGUUAUUCGCGUUAACUUAUUGGAACUUACUCGUACGGUCCGAUGUCCAGUGAACACAACGAGCAAUACUACAUUACACGGAUUUCUAGAGAGGCUAACGGAUUUAUCCCAGAUGAUAAUGAAGCAAAAUCUUGUUCAUUAG